AUGCCAUGCGAGGGCGGCGUUGGGCUUCACAUUCCCAUGGAGCGUGCGGAGGUCCUUUGCGCCGUUGGCACCGGUCUUGUGCGGCCGUGGGAGAGGCGAAUUGUUUGCUACGCACUGAAGCACGUCUCUGCUGCCGCAGAAGCCGCCUUACCGUCCACCGAAUCGCAUGGGAGCAGCGACGGAAGCGGCAGCGACGAGAACACGGAGGGAAGAAAUGCCUCCAUGGAGGAAAUUUCCGCUGCGGGUCCCAACAAACAGGAAGAGCAAAAAAGGCAGCGGCGAGAGGAAACAGGGGGCGGUGAAGGUGUGGGCAGCCACCUUUGGUCCAUGUUCUUUGGGGCAUCGAAGAACACAUCGGCAGAUGCGACGAAUGAAGAAGACUGCAAUGCAGACUUUUCUCAUUAUUCAGGACCGCAGUUUUAUCUCCUCAUGGAGAUGGUGCAGGACGCCAUGAUAGUGGCGAAAGAGACCAGCCAAUCGCCUGCAUCUGUUACAACUUCCACAUGUACUUUUUCGCGACGGAUGAGCUGGAAUUUUGAUCUUUUGACGGCUUUAUUAAAUUUGCUGAUAUUUCACGGCAAUGUGCCGGCUGUGGGCCGAUUUCUGAGUGUAAUUCUUAGCAGUUACGUCAUGGCUCUCUUAUUUCACCGGUGUUGUCAUGACCGUAACGGCGGCGGCAUCGUACGAGUGCAGGCUGUCCGAGAAGAAGACG
Trypanosoma cruzi is the source of this 712-nucleotide messenger RNA. RefSeq lists its product as uncharacterized. The record is from RefSeq and is a predicted model, not a curated record. The transcript has a single exon. The annotation marks the transcript as partial. Lineage: Eukaryota; Euglenozoa; Kinetoplastea; Trypanosomatida; Trypanosomatidae.